Messenger RNA from Exophiala spinifera, 1302 nucleotides. RefSeq lists its product as uncharacterized. The record is from RefSeq and is a predicted model, not a curated record. The coding region runs from base 1 to 1302 and encodes 433 amino acids. Lineage: Eukaryota; Fungi; Ascomycota; Eurotiomycetes; Chaetothyriales; Herpotrichiellaceae. Gene Ontology annotation, molecular function: FAD binding. The transcript is spliced from 4 exons.
AUGGCGACCGCAGUAGAUUGCGAGGUAGUCGUCGUGGGCGCCGGGCCCGUCGGCCUGAUCACCACACUCUUGCUCGCAAAGGCCGGCAUCAGCACGACUCUCAUCGAGGGGCUCCCUGACAUUGACAACUCUCCUCGCGCCAUGGCCUACGGACCAGCAGCUGUCUUGGAGCUCGAGAGGGCCGGAAUAGCCCCAGAUGCCCGCAAGGCUGGUAUGGAGCCGUCCGACUACGAUCAUCGGCUUCGAUGGAUCACCAUAGACAACAAAUUAGUGGCAGAGUUCAAGCCAGAGGACAGACUCCCAGGAUCACCGGACCCGUGUCUAUGCGGGCAGUAUACGUUGGCACGAAUCAUUCAGGAGCAUCUAUCCCGAUAUCCUUGCGCAAAGGUGCUGUUUAACCAUAAAUGUGUCGACAUCGAGCAAGACACAGAUUCGAUAACAGCAAUCAUCGAAACUCUUGACGGAACCAAGCACAUCAAGGCAAAGUACCUGGUCGGGAGCGACGGCGGACGAUCUUCCGUGCGCAAAAUCCUCGACCUCGGCUACGAAGGCUUCACCCUUCCUCAGUGGCUGGUCGCGUGCAACGUGAGGUACCCAUUCAGAGAGUAUGGCUUUGCCCGGGGUCAAUUCAUCAUCCAUCCGGAGCACUUUUGUAUGGUCGGCAAGAUCGAUCCCACAGGAUUAUAUCGAGUGUCGUAUAACGAACAGGAAGAUCUGACCAGGGACGAGGUGCUGGCCAAUGUCCACAACAAAUUUGAGGCCAUCUUUCCAGGUCCCAAGCCCCUCAGCAAGGAUGCGUAUAAGAUCGAGAUGAUCAGCCCGUACCGCCUACAUCAGCGAUCGGCCACUUCGUAUCGGAAGGGUAGAGCUUUGCUCGCAGGAGAUGCAGCCCAUGCGUGUUCUCCUUUUGGCGGGAUGGGUCUGACGGGUGGUAUAUGCGACGCUGGAGGACUUGGCGACUGUCUGAUAGGCGUCUUGCGAAAGGGAUGUGAUGACUCUUUGCUGGACAAGUAUGCUGAGAUUCGACGCAAGAUAUACAAGGAGAUCACCGAUCCCGUCAGCUAUGGCAAUACCUGCGCACUCCGGGAUAGUGACCCCGAGACUGCAGCGACAUCUGUUGAGCCGUUCAAGACGAUGAACACAUCACCAGAGGCCCGAAGGGAUAUGAUGAAAAACGCAUACCUGGUCGGACACGAUUUCCGACAGUAUUGGCCAACGAACGUCGAAACCAGGAACAAGGAUGAAAAGCAUCCCGCCGUGGCAACAACGGCAGUGAUUACCAGUGCAGGCCCGAAGAUCUAG